This is a messenger RNA of Brassica oleracea var. oleracea, 1725 nucleotides long. RefSeq names its product F-box protein FBW2. Lineage: Eukaryota; Viridiplantae; Streptophyta; Magnoliopsida; Brassicales; Brassicaceae. Bases 467 to 1423 code for a protein of 318 amino acids. The record is from RefSeq and is a predicted model, not a curated record. The transcript is spliced from 3 exons. Gene Ontology annotation, molecular function: protein binding.
UCCCGAGAGAUUAAAAAAGGGGUUUUUCUUUUUUUUCUUCUUGUUGGUUGGAUCAGAGAACUAGAUAAAAGUUUCGCUGAUUCUCUGAUCAGAGGUUGCGGAUUCGUGUAAAAAGGGUUUCUCUUUUCCUUGAUUCUUGAGGAAUUAAAAGCAAGUGAAAAAAAGAGAGAAGAGACUGUCAUUUUAAUGUACAUUUUCUACUGUAUUUAUAAAAAAAUAAUUGAUAUUUUCUUGAGGGACCCUUUUGUUGUCAUAGAAUUAACUCGCUGGGCUUUUUAACUGUUGUUGCUUUGUUCUUGUUGUUUGGUUGUAAUUUGUUGAUUCUCUCUUUGAGGUGGGUCAGAUCUCUCUCUCUCUCUUCUCUUUUCUCUCUUACCCAAGCUUCUGUGUGGCGGAUAAACGGUGAAAUUUCUUCUCUCUAAUCCGAACCUGGAGAAGAAACUUGGUGAAGCUAUAGAGAUUUCCGAUGGAAGAAGAAGAUGGUGAGUUUCGACAAUGGGAUGAGUUAAUCCCAGACGCUCUUGGGUUAAUCUUUAGCCACUUACCACUUCAAGAGAUCCUAACAGUGGUGCCUAGGGUUUGCAAAGCAUGGAACAGAGCUGUAACCGGACCUUAUUGCUGGCAAGAGAUAGACAUUGAGCUAUGGAGUAACCGUUGCCACCAGUCCGAUCAUCUCGAUCGAAUGCUUCAGAUGUUGAUCCUCAGGAGCUCUGGCUCUUUGCGCAAACUCUCCGUCACUGGCCUUCAAAAUGACUCCAUCUUCUCCUUCAUUGCUCAACAUGCUGGUUCGCUUAAAACCUUGAAGGUGCCGAGAAGUGGUCUGAGCAAUUCAGGUGUUGUCAACGUAGCCGAAAAGCUUUCGUCUCUCACGUUCUUGGACUUGAGCUACUGCUGCAAACUCGGCCCAGAGGCGAUACAAGCCAUAGGCAAACACUGUAAAUCCCUGAUAGAGUUCUCCAGAAACAUGCAUCCGUUGGACGUAGCGAGCGUCGACUCUCACGACGAUGAAGCUGAUGCGAUCGCCAGCACGAUGCCGAAGCUGAAGCGGUUAGAGAUCGCAUACCACCGAGUGAGCACAGAAGGAGUGCUCAAAAUCUUAUCGUCUUGCGUUUCUCUGGAGUUCUUGGAACUUAGAGGCUGUUGGGACGUGCAGCUAGAUAACAAGUUCUUCAAGGAGAAGUUUCCGGAUAUGAAAGUGUUGGGUCCACGCGUGAUCGGAUUCUACGAUAUGAUAAACGAUUGGGAGGAUUGCUGCUCGGAUUAUUUCUCAGAUGGGUCUGAUUACUUGGCUUGGGAGUUUCUUGAGGAUGGUGAGAUGGGAGAGUUCUAUGAAGAUGAUUUUGAGCAUGGUUGGGACGACAAUUUCUAUGCGGAUAGGGUGAAUAUAGACAUGGAACCGCAUAUUUGGCCGCCAUCUCCUUGAAACCAGGUCUUGUUAUGGUCGAGAGCUCUGCCUGAAAGUUGCUUCUAGGAAUGGUGUUAGCCUCUUUAUGUGCUUUUGCUCUCUAUGUAUGGGUGCUUGAUACUUGUUUGGAUUCUUUGCAUUUUUCUUAUCUAAACCGGGCCGGUGUUUAUGUUUCUCUUUUACUUUAGUUGAUGUUUAGAUUCCUGUUAUUAUAUUUUAUAGUAUAGAUAUUUGAUAUAUGUACUGUGUGUAUGUGAUGUCAAGUUGAUGUAUAAAAAAACAAAAAAAGUGAAUAAGUAAAAAGACAAGCUAUUGAUGAA